CUCUACUGUCCUCCAAUGCGCAGGGUCCCCCGGCCAGCGUGCCGGGCUUUGCUCCCGGCUUCAGCGGGGGGCAGCACCCCCACUUUUAAAACUAUUCCCGCGCCACUGGCUUUGGCUGCCCAGCGAGCUAGAGGUCCUGCGCCUACAGGCUGUCGCUCUAAGGCGGAACACGUGACAGAGCCAGCCUGCAGCGGGCCCCGGGAGCCGCUGGGUGUCGCUGUUCCUGCGGCCGCCCCAUCAGCCCUUGCUCUCCAGCCCCGCCCCCUCCUUUCCUGCGCCGCCAUUGUGGUGAUCGGCUGGUCGCUCCGCACCAUGUCGUCCCACAAGACAUUCAAGAUCAAGCGGUUCCUUGCUAAGAAGCAAAAGCAGAACCGGCCCAUCCCACAAUGGAUUCGCAUGAAAACUGGCAAUAAGAUCAGGUACAACUCCAAAAGGAGGCAUUGGAGAAGGACCAAGCUGGGCUUGUAAAGAACUGCUCACAUGGGAACUCUGAUGACACAAAUGUCUCCUGCCCCAAGACCUGAAAUACUCGUUGCUAUAAAAACCACCAAUGAUUCAUUUUGGAAUGUUGAAUCUUGUUUACUGCCUCCUUCCCUCCACAACAAAAAAUCCAAACUGUGGUCUUGAAAGAUAACCUUCAACAGACUCUUUGGAAUAAGUGUAAUUGAAAAAAUAAAACUGUUUCAUUGGGGUUUAUUUCUGUGCUCACAUAUUGUUGACUUAAUUUGUAUUGCCGGUUUACAGGUUUGUUAAUAAAUAUGAGCAUUAUUGAUCCUUUAA
Pelodiscus sinensis (Chinese soft-shelled turtle) is the source of this 780-nucleotide messenger RNA. It is a transcript of the gene RPL39, whose product is annotated as ribosomal protein L39. Gene Ontology annotation, biological process: translation. Gene Ontology annotation, molecular function: structural constituent of ribosome. The record is from RefSeq and is a predicted model, not a curated record. Gene Ontology annotation, cellular component: cytosolic large ribosomal subunit; ribosome. NCBI's taxonomy places the organism in Eukaryota, Metazoa, Chordata, Testudines, Trionychidae.